AUAAAAAAAAAUAUAAUUGCCGACGACGAGUGUUUUGUACGCGAAUUAAUUUAAUUAUUAGUAUUUUAUCUAUAAUUCUGAUAUACAUUAGUAGUUUAGAAACUUUCUAUAUUAUUCACGAUCACCAUGGAAGCACUAUAUCAUCAAACAAACCAGUUACUGCAAGAGAUAUCCGAUUUGUUCGUGAAGCUCGAGAAGGAUCCGAUUCACGGAGAAGAUAUUGAAAAUGCAAUACAGGCGAAAAUUAAUGCAGUUAAUGCAAACUGCGAGAAAUUAGACAUAUAUGUUUUUAAAACACCUAUCAAUCAAAGGCCAAUGGCGAAGAUGAGAGUUGACCAGUUAAAAUAUGACAGUAGACAUAUACAGGCUUCACUAAAUAACGCUCAGAACAAAAGACGAAGGAGAGAACAGGAGUUGAGUGAGCGAGAACAGUUGCUUAGCAGGCGGUUUGGACCUGGCAGUGACCACACUGCAAUUACAGUAGACUACUUGGCCCAAGAACAAAACUCUUUGCAGAAUUCCCAUCGGAAUGUUGAUGAAAUGUUACAUACAGGAUCCAAUAUUUUGGACACGUUGAAGUACAACAGGGAGACACUGAAGGGCGCGCACAGGAGGCUCAUCGACUUGGCCAACACCCUCGGACUGUCCAACGCAACCAUCUCCCUUAUAGAACGACGGGUGGCGCAAGACAAAUACGUACUGAUCGGAGGCAUGUUUGUUACCAUCGCUGUUAUAGUACUCGUCAUCAUAUACCUGACGUAGUGUAUCUAUCAUAUUAAAUAUAUGACUUUUAUACACAAAAAUAUACCCAGAAUUUUCAGACAAUAAAAGAAUUGUAUUAAUGAGGUACUUUCCAGGUCACGUUCCUCAAAGACAACACAGAUGGCGUUGUAAAGAUUUUCCUUCCUGCAAAUUUCGUGGAUAACAGACAUAUGCAUCGUGUUUCUUUGUUCAUAAUUGUUUUUGGGUAUAAACGAUGACCCUUUUUAUUACACGCAGGCACAAUUACAUCUUCGACCCAUUAUUAUUCUGAUGAAAAUAAAGAGAAGCAAUAUAGGUAGCAACAUAAUUAUAUACAUAAUCUGAUCCUAAUAUCAAAUACAAAAUUAUUUUUAUAUAUAUGCUUCUGCCAUUGCAUUGUAUUUUUGAAAUGAUGUACCCGGGUAAUGAGGAAAUAGGUAAUUAACACGUUAAAUCUCGACAGAGCCAUCUAUAUUGUGUUUUGGGAACGUAGCUAGGGAAGUCAUAUUAAAAAUCAUAAUAAAUCCUACGCAGAUAGGAAAAGUAACACAACCUGCGAGAGUCAAGUAUUUUAUAUGAAGAUAGUCUACUAUUCUGAUUAUAUUUCACUUGUGAUGGCAUAAUAUUUUAGAUCACAUUUCAUAUAUCCUACUAGUCGUAAUCUUGGCAUCCUUUUUUUCAGAACCUCGGUUAUUAUGUAAAUAUUCUGUUAAUGUACGAUAAGCUGCAAAAGUCCAAUCAGUUUCUUGCAAAGUAAUAAAUUAACUGGUUGCACUUAAGACCUCCUGUCGUUCCUGUAAUAGACCAAAAACACCUACAAAUACAAAAACAUUAAUUUUAUAACAACUAGUUGUUCAUAAUUUCGCCACUGUUUACAAAUAUGACAGUGACUGAACUUUUGCUCUUUGAUUGUACCUAUGUCCGAAAUAGCUAAACCCCAACCAAUGAUUACGCUCUGAUCAACUGUGAUGAACUUUUCAUUGUCAUACGCAAAUUUCAUAAUAAUUAGAUAGGUACUUGUAAAAAGUUUACAACUGUAUAAUAUAAAAGGUUAAUGAUUCUACGAUUUUUUAUGCUACUUUUACGAUUUAGGGACGUUGUUUUGUGACUUAAGGGGUUACGGAGAAUUUUGUAACCCUGUAUGUUUGUUUUUUUACAUCACAAACUUUCAUGAACACUAGUGUAAAAGUUCAGAUGGACUGUAUGUACGGUCACGAGUAAUAUGUAUACACUUUGAAACCAUGUCACAUUAAGUUUUUUGCAAAUUAAUCCGUAAGUCUCAUUAAAUGUGAAAUAUGAUAGUGCGACAGGGUUCUAAAGUGGGUAUAUGAUAUUGCUCAUGACUGUAAUUUUAUCAUUAUGACCCCAUUCUAUGUUUUGGCCUACCCUACACGAGGAAGACUUAGAUAGUAAAACCUACGUUAAGGGAUUUUGACCACAGAAUAAUAACAUUUUUAGAUUAAUCUGACAAUCUAAACAGUCAAAACUAAACCGGAAUGGUGUAGUUCGAUUACUCUGCAAUACGGUAAUGUAAAUUGACGUAAAAUGGUUUGUUGUAAGUUUAGGAAAAUUAUGUUUUCACACACCGAGACGCGUAUCGGCUUCCACAAUACAGGUUAGAUCCUAGUGCGGAUGUGGGCAGCGGUCGGGCGUCCAAUAGUUGUAUUAUGCCUAUUGUACCUACUACUGUGAACAUGCUGUAUUUUAAUUAAAACACAUAAUAACGGGUUCCUACCGCGUUUAAAGCAGGGAUAUGAGACUACCGAUAUUUUGACACUUGCAAGUGCCAUGAUCACGGGAUGACGGGAACCCCGUUAUUAUGUGUUAUAAUUAAGAUAAUAACCGUGUAAACUUUUUUUUACCGCGUAAACUUAAAACAAUGCUGUAUUUUAUUAUUGUACUGCUACUAUAUUGUAUGUUACAUUCCUUCAUUUUAUCAUAUAAUAUAUCACAUCUAGAUAGUGUUAGAAUUUUGUAUUUUUUUUUUUAUUUAUUUAUUUACUCCCAUUGCGUCUUGUUCCUUAUUUAAGUGUGCGAUCCUGUAUAAAAGUGUAUAAAUAAUUUCUCGUUAAGUUACAUAAAUAAAUAAAUUCUAUUGAUAUUUUAUUAAA
Messenger RNA from Pectinophora gossypiella (pink bollworm), 2852 nucleotides. It is a transcript of the gene Membrin, whose product is annotated as probable Golgi SNAP receptor complex member 2. Gene Ontology annotation, biological process: vesicle fusion; vesicle-mediated transport. The transcript is spliced from 4 exons. Gene Ontology annotation, cellular component: late endosome membrane; Golgi apparatus; endoplasmic reticulum membrane. NCBI's taxonomy places the organism in Eukaryota, Metazoa, Arthropoda, Insecta, Lepidoptera, Gelechiidae. Gene Ontology annotation, molecular function: SNAP receptor activity; SNARE binding. The record is from RefSeq and is a predicted model, not a curated record. The coding region runs from base 127 to 762 and encodes 211 amino acids.